Oncorhynchus nerka (sockeye salmon) is the source of this 2733-nucleotide messenger RNA. RefSeq names its product kinesin-like protein KIFC3. Gene Ontology annotation, biological process: microtubule-based movement. Gene Ontology annotation, cellular component: microtubule cytoskeleton. Bases 1 to 2214 code for a protein of 737 amino acids. The transcript has 15 exons. The record is from RefSeq and is a predicted model, not a curated record. Gene Ontology annotation, molecular function: microtubule motor activity; ATP binding; microtubule binding. NCBI's taxonomy places the organism in Eukaryota, Metazoa, Chordata, Actinopteri, Salmoniformes, Salmonidae.
AUGUCUGUCAUAAUCCUAGAGUAUUGUCUGCCUUUAGGUGAGUGUGGUGCUGAUGUCCCUGGUGCCGGGGCAGGGCUCCACAGGUUGGUAGAGUCUCUGUAUGGACUACAGGGAGAGAAGAGCCAGCUGAGGGGAGAACUACGGCUGCUGCACUCCCAACUGGAGCAGAGAGAACAGGACCGACACUCACGAGUACAGGUCUUCCAACAUCAGAUCGACGAACUGAAGAGCUGCAUCGAGGAGCGGGAGGAGGAGCUGUCCAGACUGAGAACGGACUCUGGAGCCACAGACUCGGAGAAGCGGGUUGUGUGUCUGUCAGCGGAGAACGAGAGUCUGAAACAGAGUCUGACUGUCACCCAGGGCCUCCUGCAGCAGCUCUCUGUCAUCCCCUCCCAGUCCAGCUCUGUACUCAUCAAGGAGAAUGAGAACCUGCGCAGCCGGGUGCAGCACCUGGAGAGUUCCCUGCAGCAGAGGGCUGAUCAGCUGUCUCACCUGGAGCGACAGAGCGAACAAAGCGAGUGGAGGAGAGGAGAGGAGCAGAGGAGAAGAGAGGAGAGAGUGAGGGAGCUGCAGCUAGAGCUGGAUAAAGAGAGGGCCAAAGAGCCACAGGUCAAGAUUGUCACUCAAACUGUGGAGGUGGAGUCACCGGUGACGCUGAGGCAGUUGGCUGAGGCCAGAGAGAGGAACGAGCAGCUGUCAGAGAAACUGACCAAUCAGAACGAGAAGAGCAGACAACUGGAGGAGCACAUCAGGAAGUCAGAUGAAUUCAGCUGUAACCUGCAACACAAGAUUGCAGCGUACGAGCGGGAGAUCAGUGUACUGCAGGAGGAACUGCUGAAGGAGAUAGGUCACCUGGAGGAGAAGAAGGAGGAGGCUGUGAAGGCUGCAGCGACCUGCUCCGUAGAACACUUCCAGAGCCUGCAGGACCAGUUCUUUAACCUGCAGAAGCGUCUGACAGCGCUCCCUCCGACCCUGCGCACCAUGAAGACAGACUACGCCAGCCUGAGGAGUCAGGUCCGCAACUUCUCCGACUUCUACGGAGCAGCCAUCACCGACGCCAAGAAACAGAUAUCAGCAGCUAUGAGUGAGAUGUCGGAGGCCAACAAGGACCUCCUGGAGAAGUACAGGAAGGAGGUGGCACUGCGGAGGAAGUACCACGAGCAGCUGGUCGAGCUCAAAGGCAACAUCCGUGUGCUGUGCCGUGUGAAGCCGGUUCUGAAGGAGGACCAGCAUGAGGAGGGCCAAUCGGUGGUGGUAACCACGGACCCCAACAACGAAUCAGCUCUCUCCGUGCUGAAAGGCCAGGGCCGCAGCCAUAACUUUGAACUGGACCGUGUCUUCCACCCUCAGGCCACUCAGGAAGAGGUCUUCCAGGAGAUCGAGCCCCUUGUGACAUCCUGUAUAGAUGGAUAUCACGUCUGUAUCUUUGCCUAUGGGCAGACUGGCUCUGGGAAGACCUACACCAUGGAGGGCAGCACAGAGAACCCAGGCAUCAACCAGCGUGCUCUGAAACACCUGUUUAGUGAGAUAGAGGACAGGAAGGACAUGUGGACGUACACCGUGACUGUCAGCUCUGUGGAGAUCUACAACGAGGUGCUCAGAGACCUGCUGAGUAAGGAUGGAGAGAAGCUGGACAUUAAGAUCAACCCAGACGGAACAGGACAGCUACACGUCCCUGGACUCCGGCUCAUAGAGGUCAAGAGCUUCCAACACAUCAAGAAACUUCUGGCGCAGGCGCGUCGUAACAGGAUCACCUUCGGGACCCAGAUGAACCAGCACAGCUCUCGUUCUCAUGCCCUCCUCAUGAUCACUGUGCUGGGGACUGACCUGGCCAGCGGGGCCAAGACCACAGGCAAGUUGAACCUGGUGGACCUGGCUGGCUCUGAGAGGGUCUGGAAGUCAGGAGCUGAAGGAGAGAGGCUGAAGGAGGCCCAGAACAUCAACCGCUCCCUGCUGGCUCUGGGGGACGUUAUCCAGGCUCUGAGGGGGAAGGAGAAACACAUCCCCUUCAGAAACAGUCGCCUCACAUACCUGCUGCAGGACUCACUGGGCAAGGGCAACAAGACGGCCAUGGUGGUGCAGGUGUCUGCUCUGGAGAGUAACGUGGGAGAGACCAUGUGUUCUCUGAAGUUUGCUGAGAGGGUUUGUAAGGUGGAGCUGGGGCCUGCAGCCAGGAAGAUACAGAGAGGAGGAGGAAGCCAUCAGUGUGACUAGAACUCCCCUUCCUGAAGUCAUCCAACUUCCUGUUCCCAUGGACGACCAGGACUCCAGGGACUCAACAGACACGCAGCCAACCAAAUACAUCAACAAGCAAUAACAACAUCAAACAACCCCCUCUUCCCAGUCAGUCUAUCAGUCUGUCUAUCAGUCUGUCUAUCAGUUCGCCAGCUAGCCAGCCAGUCAGUCAACCUAUCAGUCUGUUUAUCAGUCAGUCAGUAUAAAAGCUACCAGGUGUGUAUUCAGUGAGAUUAAAUAUUGAGAAUAUUGCAGAUUCUCUAGUCUACCGAUCAUAAUGUCUGUUCAUGUCAUGCACAGGAGGUUGGUGGCACCUUAAUUGGGAAGAACACAUGGUUUCCAUGGUUUCCAGGUGUUUGAUGCCAUUCCAUUCGCUCACGUUACACCCACCUGAACAGACCCCAGAUGUAACGUUACACCCACCUGAACAGACCCCAGCUGUAACGUUACAUCCUCCUGAACAGACCCCAGCUGUAACAUUACAUCCUCCUGAACAGA